This is a messenger RNA of Balaenoptera musculus (blue whale), 1603 nucleotides long. It is a transcript of the gene ISCA1, whose product is annotated as iron-sulfur cluster assembly 1. Gene Ontology annotation, molecular function: 2 iron, 2 sulfur cluster binding. Bases 105 to 494 code for a protein of 129 amino acids. NCBI's taxonomy places the organism in Eukaryota, Metazoa, Chordata, Mammalia, Artiodactyla, Balaenopteridae. The transcript is spliced from 4 exons. Gene Ontology annotation, biological process: iron-sulfur cluster assembly. The record is from RefSeq and is a predicted model, not a curated record. Gene Ontology annotation, cellular component: mitochondrion; cytoplasm.
CCGUGCGCCGGAGCUUGUGGCGUCAAUGCGUCCGCCGUGUCCAUGGAGAGAGGCUGAGGUGGCCGAGCUCCGGCCCGAGGCAUCGGGGCGCCGGGACGGCGAGGAUGUCGGCUUCGUUAGUCCGGGCCACUGUCCGGGCUGUGAGCAAGAGGAAGCUGCAGCCCACCCGGGCCGCCCUCACCUUGACACCUUCAGCAGUAAACAAGAUAAAACAGCUUCUUAAAGAUAAGCCUGAACACGUUGGUGUGAAAGUUGGUGUCCGAACCAGGGGUUGUAAUGGCCUUUCCUACACUCUGGAAUAUACAAAGACAAAAGGAGACUCUGAUGAAGAAGUUGUUCAAGAUGGAGUCAGAGUGUUCAUCGAGAAGAAAGCACAGCUAACACUUUUAGGAACAGAAAUGGACUAUGUUGAAGACAAAUUAUCCAGUGAGUUUGUGUUCAAUAACCCAAACAUCAAAGGAACGUGUGGCUGUGGAGAAAGCUUUAAUAUUUGACUCCUCAGGACUACUCGGGCUGUAGGCCCCAGGAGAGCUGUGGAAGCUCUAGGGCUUAUUGAAGAAGUCAUAGGACUGUCACAUGCUUAAGGUUUGUAAUGUAUGGCUGCCUUACAAGGAAAAUAAACUGAUGCAUUUGAAAAUGAAGCCAGUGUGUUAGAUUCCAGAAGAAUUGAUACUUGUGUUCUUUAUAGGGGACAGAAAAUGAGAAUCUAUUGCUCUCUUUGUGUCGUCUUUCUGAUCUGUAAAGAAAAAAAGUUUUACCUUGCAAUUAACUUCUCCUUCCUGCAUCCUUUCUGUUAGAACUAGUUUCAUGGAAGUUGCCUUCCUGGGGGGAUUUCAGAAAACAUGUUCUUAAUAGGUGUAGAUUGGUAGAUCUUUUGAAAGGAUUGAACGUACAUCUCCCAACAAGAUGGAUGGCGUUUAACAUUCAGAGGCAGGAAGUCUUGACUGCUGGUGUGGUGUGGUGCUGCAUUGUUUUUCUACCCAAACUGGACACAGCGUUUCUACAUUUUUAUCUAAAACUUCAUUGUCAGAUGCCUCAUUUGCUUACCCUGCAGCAUCCCCAGCCAUUAGAGUACUGGACAAAGAUUUCCUUGAACUGUAGUGCAGAAUAGUUCUGAGUGACGGGAUCAAAAGGUAAAUACUUCACCCACCUGUUUUUAAGUCCAUUUCUUUUGCCCACCCUAAGCGUCUGCUCGGAUAUGGGAUCUCAAGCGGACUUAGAUCCUUUUCGUCAGAAGGUCUCUUAAAAGCCAUCUAGCCCAUCCCCUCAGUUCUAUACCCAGGGAAGCAAAACCCCAGGGAAGCUGAAGGGCUUUUGUCCCCCCUCACACUGCAGGCUGGGUAGGGGCAGAGCCGGGACCACCCACAUCUCCCCCUCUUGAAGGUGACACGCCAGCCCUGCGCUCCAAGGCAGUCAGUGAAGGUUAACGGGUGAUCUGGCUUCUUUAUCUGGUGAACAUUUGGAUAAGAUUUCUUUGUAAUUUGGAGAGCAUAUUUAGUUUUAUUUUAUUUGGGGUGAGAAGAAUCUUAUUUUAAAACCCAUUUAUGUGAAUUACCAUCUUGUUUCACCAGGACUGUGGAACAGUCGUUUAUACUAGCAGGGA